CCGGAUCCCUGCCAGUCGGAGCACUCGCUCAAUUGUGUUCAGUUCGUCCAUUGAGACAGAGACCCUUCGGUUCGAUUUUUUUUUCUGUUGGUUUUCUGUUUGAAAGCGGAGUGAUUCUUUCAAAAUGAGUGGCUCAGGUCCAGGUGGGGCGGCAAACUUGAUGUCCAGCUUGGCCGCCGUCGUCCAGGAGGCCAAGGAUGAGGAGAUUCAGAUGCCCAAGUCGGACGACUUCUUCGAGUCGAAGACCUUCCGCCUCCUCACCCUGAUGCUCUACAUGGGCGGGGUCAGUGGCAUGGGCCUAACCCUGGCGGUCUACUAUCUCUUUAUCUGGGACUCUCGGAUGCCGCCACUGCCCGUCUUCAAGCACACCCAUCCCAUCGGCUAGGAUCCUGUCCACGGAGUCCUCCUUCCCUCCCAGUUCCAGUCACUCACUCACUCACCCCGUGCCAGUGACCAGAUUUAG
This is a messenger RNA of Drosophila ananassae, 463 nucleotides long. RefSeq lists its product as uncharacterized. NCBI's taxonomy places the organism in Eukaryota, Metazoa, Arthropoda, Insecta, Diptera, Drosophilidae. The transcript has a single exon. The record is from RefSeq and is a predicted model, not a curated record. Bases 125 to 385 code for a protein of 86 amino acids.